AUGCGUUUGGGAAUGAGCACUUGCGGCAGAAAGGCCCUGACUCUGCUCAGCAGUGUAUUUGCCGUUUGUAGUUUGGGACUCCUGGGGAUUGCUGUAAGCACUGACUAUUGGUUGUAUCUGGAGGAAGGCAUCAUCCUGCCCCAAAACCAGAGCACUGAAAUCAAGAUGUCUCUACAUUCUGGCCUCUGGAGGGUUUGCUUUUUGGCAGGUGAAGAGCGUGGGAGGUGCUUCACAAUAGAGUACGUCAUGCCAAUGAAUGUCCAACUUACAUCUGAAUCGACAGUCAAUGUUUUAAAGAUGAUUCGUUCUGCCACUCCUUUCCCGUUAGUCAGCCUCUUCUUCAUGUUUAUUGGAUUCAUUUUGAGCAAUAUCGGACACAUCCGUCCCCAUAGAACCAUUCUGGCUUUUGUGUCUGGAAUCUUUUUCAUUCUGUCUGGUUUAUCUCUAGUUGUGGGGCUUGUGCUGUACAUCUCCAGCAUCAACGAUGAAAUGCUCAAUAGAACCAAGGACUCUGAGACAUACUUCACUUACAAAUAUGGGUGGUCAUUUGCUUUUUCUGCUAUCUCUUUUCUCCUGACAGAGAGUGCAGGUGUCAUGUCUGUCUACCUGUUCAUGAAGAGAUACACUGCUGAAGAGAUGUACAGGCCUCAUCCUGGCUUCUACCGUCCACGGCUUAGCAACUGCUCUGACUACUCUGGCCAGUUCCUCCAUCCAGAUGCGUGGGUACGUGGGCGCAGUCCUUCUGACCUCUCCAGCGAUGCUUCCCUUCAGAUGAACAGUAAUUAUCCUGCUCUACUUAAAUGUCCAGAUUAUGACCAGAUGUCAUCCUCUCCGUGCUGA
Molecule: messenger RNA, 840 nt
Organism: Eublepharis macularius
Lineage: Eukaryota; Metazoa; Chordata; Lepidosauria; Squamata; Eublepharidae
Gene: CACNG5
Product: calcium voltage-gated channel auxiliary subunit gamma 5
Exons: 5
Coding region: 1-840 (279 amino acids)
Biological process (GO): transmission of nerve impulse; regulation of AMPA receptor activity; postsynaptic neurotransmitter receptor diffusion trapping
Cellular component (GO): AMPA glutamate receptor complex; postsynaptic density membrane
Molecular function (GO): voltage-gated calcium channel activity; channel regulator activity
Source: RefSeq, a predicted model, not a curated record